This is a messenger RNA of Phoenix dactylifera (date palm), 455 nucleotides long. RefSeq lists its product as uncharacterized. The record is from RefSeq and is a predicted model, not a curated record. NCBI's taxonomy places the organism in Eukaryota, Viridiplantae, Streptophyta, Magnoliopsida, Arecales, Arecaceae.
GACUGGAUAGGGAAAGAGAGGGAGGGAGGGAGGGAGAUGGCAGAAGCAGGGCUACAGAGAUCCAAGGAGACGUUUCGACGGUCGGGUUCGUCUGGGCUGGUGUGGGAGGAUCGCUUCUUGCCCGGGGAGACGAACCAUCAACAGGAGACGAACAACAAGGGCGAGGAGGGGGGCGGCGCCCGGAUGGAGCGCAGCCGAUCCAACGGCGCCGGGUACCGGGCGGGCCGCGUCUCGCCCGCCCUCGACCCGCCUUCCCCCCGCCUCUCCGUCUGCGGCUUCUGCGGAAUCUUCGGCAAUAAGCCCGCCGGCCCGGCCCACACCUCCAAGCCCAACCGCCGCCACCGGCGCUGAUCUCCUCUCUUCUUCUUUUUAUUUUUAUUUCCCUCCCCUCUUCAUAAAUUUGUUGUAUAUGCUGUGAGAUAAAUGGAUGGAGAACUUUGUUUGAGACUACUGAA